Molecule: messenger RNA, 2792 nt
Organism: Olea europaea var. sylvestris
Lineage: Eukaryota; Viridiplantae; Streptophyta; Magnoliopsida; Lamiales; Oleaceae
Product: putative zinc transporter At3g08650
Exons: 9
Coding region: 390-2471 (693 amino acids)
Biological process (GO): zinc ion transmembrane transport
Cellular component (GO): membrane
Molecular function (GO): zinc ion transmembrane transporter activity
Source: RefSeq, a predicted model, not a curated record
CAAUUCUUCAUCACCAAUUAUAAAUGCGCCAUAAUCUGUAAAGAAGAUAAGGAGUUGGUCGAGUCGUCCUCUUUGUUCUUUUUACUUCCGUACGUAAUAUAUAUCCCUAUAAAUUCGUAAAAUUGAAAAAGAAAAUAAUAGGAAAAAUCUUGAUUCCCAUCAACGUUUCAGAUUGAAUCAGAAAGGGACAUUUGCUCCUAUCACUUGGAAUUCAGUUGAAAAGAUUAUCACCAAGCUAUAACUAAGCUCUAAGCAGACUGUGUUUAGCUGAUGACUCUGCAACUAGAUAAGGUUAGGUAGAAACAUUGGGAUUCUGUGCCGUUGCUGCAACCAGAUCCUUUAAAUCCUCUUUUAAUUAUCUGGUUGCAUAAUAAUCUGACUGCACACAUAUGUUGAAGAUGGGUUUAAGAUUUAAACAGGUCCUGCUCCUUUUUCUCUUUAUAGCAAUAUUUAAUGAUGAUGUUAAAGCAGAACAGGGAAAAGAGACUUUACAAAAGUUAAGAACUGCUCCCCGAAGGAAUGCCGGGAAUGGUGUGAUAGAUGGGUCAGGUAUAGAACAUAUUUUGAGUUCUGAUGGGACUAGUAAUGAAAUGGGCGAUGAGCGGAAGGGAGAGAACAAUAGAGUUUCAGUGUCGACUGUUGCAUUUUUCACGCUGGCGAUGGCUGCAGCUACUGGUUUAGGUGCCUUACCAUUCUUCUUUGUGGAGCUAGAUUCUCAAUGGGCUGGUAUAUGCAAUGGGAUGGCUGCAGGGGUAAUGUUGGCAGCCAGCUUUGACCUUAUACAGGAAGGACAGAGCCAUGGUAGUGGUAGUUGGGUUGUGUUCGGUAUUUUGGCGGGUGGCAUUUUCAUUUGGCUUUGUAAGAAGUUUCUUGAGCAAUAUGGUGAAAUGAGCAUGCUGGACAUAAAAGGGGCAGAAGCAGCUAAAGUCAUUCUUGUCAUUGGAAUCAUGACCCUUCAUUCUUUUGGGGAGGGCUCUGGUGUGGGAGUAUCCUUUGCUGGAUCUAAGGGUUUAUCUAAGGGGAUUUUAGUAACUUUGGCCAUUGCUGUGCAUAAUAUACCUGAGGGCUUGGCUGUUAGUAUGGUGCUUGCAUCAAGAGGGGUCUCUCCACAAAAUGCUAUGUUAUGGAGUGUGAUUACAUCACUGCCACAGCCUAUUGUAGCAGUGCCAUCAUUUAUAUGUGCUGAUGCAUUCAACAAGUUCUUGCCAUUUGCUACGGGAUUUGCUGCCGGGUGCAUGAUUUGGAUGGUUAUUGCAGAGGUCCUUCCAGAUGGAUUCAAGCUCUCCACCUUAGUGGAGUUCUCAUCAUCAACUUCUAAUCCUAACUGCUUAUGGGAUAGAUUGUUGUUAUUUUCUCCAAUGGCUAAAGCUCCAGAGAUGAAAGCUCACCAUAAUGACCGAAGAUUCUUGUGUGGAAAGGCCAUCAAGGCUCAGUCUGAAGUAGCCUAUUCUGUUUUUCUGUCAUGGUUUGCUGUGAUAGUGGCUGUCUGGCAGAACUUUCAAGGUCUGAGCUUUUUCUGGUGUUCAGUGUUUAUAAAGGGGAAAAAAGAAAAAAUUGGUGUAACAAACAUUGAAGAAAUGGGUGAUUCAGUCGGCACUGGUACAGUGCCACCUCUCCCGCCGCCACUGCCCAAGUCGCCGCCGCAGUACCCAGAUUUUCCAGAGGAUGCUUCUGGCUUCUUUGUUUCACUACUUUUUGGUCUGGGACCAUUACUGGGUGGAAUUGCUCUUGUUGCAUUAGCUUUUGCUUUCCAUCUUCAGCAUGCCUUCCUCACUGGUGUGGCCUCUGGCAUUGCCUUUGUUCUUGGUGCCUGGAGACCUCUGCAACUACUACUGUCUGCAAAGAUGGGCCUUCUCCCCAACCUGAUCCUUCUUGGACUUGGAUCUGGAUUCGUCCACAUAUCGACUUCCAGCGCUACGAAGCUUGGAACUCGCAAGAGGACUUCAGCAAAUACUUUAUCUGCUGUCACUGGCUACUCAGUUAGUGCACUCACUCUCUACUCAAUCUUAUCUUGUGUUGCAGUUGCCCUUCAUGCUCUAGCUGAGGGACUAGCAUUAGGAGUCGCUGCACCUAAAGCCUAUGGGCUUGGACGCCACAUUGUCCUUCCUGUCUCCCUCCAUGGAUUUCCUAGGGGUGCUGCUGUAGCUAGUUGCAUAUUUGGUGCAACUGACAGUUGGCACGGGUCCCUUUUAUCUGCUGCGCUUAUCGGGUUCGUGGGCCCAUUAUCUGCAAUUGGAGCGAUUUUGGCUGGGAUUGACUACAGCGGUCUUGACCAUGUGAUGGUCUUUGCAUGUGGGGGACUUUUCCCUUGUUUUGGAAGUAUAAUCAGGAGAGCAGUAAAGUUAGAAAAAAGGAAGAGCAUUUUUGGGCUUGUCAUUGGCUUAGUUUUUGCUAUUUUGUGUCUGACUUGCACUAAGUUAGUAUGUUUGCAUACACCGUAUUGCAACUCCGCUCCAGAGGCUGUUAGAUGAUGAUACCAUAUGCUCGAGCUCACCAAUACAUCACCGAGAUACAAUUACAUGUACGAACAGGAAUUUUUGGGUUAUGCAUUCAGUGAAAUUGGACAGUUGGAAUCAGCAGAUUCUAGUGGUGAUUAGGAUGACUGAAAGCUUAUUGAGGCUCCAUUGAAAGAGUCUAUAAUUGUACAUUUAGAUUUAUUUAAGGUGCAGGUGUAAUUUUAGACCAUAAACCUUCUUUUGAACAUUUCCUUUGAUUUUGGUUUUCUAUAAAUUCUUAGGUUGGAUCCUAGUCAGUUAAUUCAAAUCCAUUUGAGGCUUUGAGCAAUCUUUUAA